Acanthaster planci (crown-of-thorns starfish) is the source of this 3045-nucleotide messenger RNA. RefSeq lists its product as uncharacterized. Lineage: Eukaryota; Metazoa; Echinodermata; Asteroidea; Valvatida; Acanthasteridae. Gene Ontology annotation, biological process: positive regulation of DNA-templated transcription. Gene Ontology annotation, cellular component: nuclear body. The record is from RefSeq and is a predicted model, not a curated record.
ACGAGGUCACACGGAGCACCUCUCGCCAUUAGCAAUGCGCACUGUGUGAGACAUGCAGACUCGACUGUGCACUGCAAACACACUCCGACCUGCUAGUGUUUUCAUACAGGUUGUGUAGCGCACUGGAGUACUAUGUAAUUACAUGUGGGCAACCCUGGGUGAUUUCAUCUAUGGUUAUUAAGACUGUCGGUCAAAAUGGCGGCUAGGCGCACAAAAGAAUCCUUAUUGUCGGACACCCAGUUCGUUUUCCCAGUCAGCGUUCACGCAAGUGGCGAGGGGAAUAGCGAACCGAUCGUCCCAGAGGACGGUGUGAACACGAGGCGGAAAGAGGGGUACAGUUUACGCGAGGACCGCAAGCGUUCCUUCGCCGAAUUCGACUGUACUGAUUCGGACCAGCCCGAGUAUCCGUACUCGGACGAAGACGGCGCGACUCCGGCCCCUCGCCCCGCUCGCUCCGUGCCGUCCCUGCUGGAUUUUUGCGGGCCGGCCGACGACAGGUCCAGCAGUAAGGUUCGAGUCCGCAAUUGGACGCAUCCCGAGACCAAGUCGCUGCUGGCCAUCUGGAGCGACCCCGAGGUCCAGGCCGAGCUGAAGAGCUCGAUCCACAACAGCUGGAUCUGGGAGCGGAUCAGUGUGCUGAUCGGCCAGCGUCACCCGGAGUUCCAGCCACCGCGCACCGCGGCGCAGUGCAAGGAAAGACUGACGUAUCUGCGGAAGCAGUACCGGAAGUCGGCCCGACUGCGGGCCCGCGGGAAAUGGCCCAAUGUUGGAAACAUUAAAAUUUAUCUGGAUGAAUUGCAUAGCGUGCUAGGGAAACGCUCUCCGGGGAAGUCGAAAUCCACAGCGCCUUCAACGGCGUCUUCAUUUAGAGCCAGAGCCACAAACUCGGCCUCGCAACCCCCGACGACACCCUCGGCCGUAAAGGCAGCCCUGGCAGCUCGGCCACAGGCCGCGGAAACGCCUGAGCUGCUUCUCCCGGAGGUUCCGGAGAGCGACUACGAUGAAAACGAGGACGACGACGAGGAGGAUGGCACCGAGGAUUUGGAGGAAACAGACGGGAACGACAUGCAGGACUUCUUCGGUCGUAACCAGUCCCAAGAAGCCGAGGAUGAUCUUCCAGCUGAAAUGCCAUCCAACCAUGACAAAAUCACUGAGCCUGGCCAUUCAUCGUACAAUCCCACCGCUGCCACCAACUUGGCCAAGACAAGCAAGAGGCCUGCCUCCUCACGGCGCAACCCUGGGCAACCCCGCGGCCGGCCGAAGGCACCCAGCGGCCCGCCGAGGGACGACCUGACCGUAGCGCAGGCCAUCACGGACUCCGUGCAGCGCUUCAUCGACCACCAGUCCCACCACCUGACCGAGCAGCACAAGCUCCUGCAGCGCUACCUCAAGUUCGAGCGGGCCAGGAUGCGCUGGGAGAUGGACAUGGAGACGCGACGGAUGAAGUGGGAGGAGGAGCGCGAGAUGCGAGAGGAGGAGCGGAGGCAGCGGCAGGAGGAGCUAGAGGCCAAGCGGGUUUCGGACAAUCGGGAGUUCAUGCUGCAGAUGGCUGUUGUCUUGGGAAACGGGGAAAGUGGGGCUGGCAAAGACAGUAACAGCUCUAAAAACUGAUACAUGUACAGCACUUGGCCCAGCUACAACUUCGUGCGACCUAACUGUACAUUUACAAUCUAUUUAUUAAUUCGACCGUUUUAUAGGGACAGGUCCACUGCCCUCUACCCGUUUGCAAUGUUUUUCUUUAAAUCAUGUUCUCUUCAGGGGUAAUUUUCAUUCCUCUUGUUUUUAUCAGUUUAAACAUGCAUGUUUAAAAACAACCACAAUUGAAAACUAGUCGGAUUUGAAAAUGUCCGCAAUGACUAGGGCUCAUGGCUUGAAACAUGCACUGGCCACUUAAUGCAUUUCGGUUCCAACGGAUCCUAUAUUAUACUGAUGUGAACAGGUGCAGUUUAAGAUGGAACAAGGUCACCCGGUGAGGUGUAAUUAACAUGCAACAGGUCACAGGGACGUCACAUCUAAACAGGGGGCAAGUUCGGGCGCGAACUAUAGUUAGGCCAGUAGUCAGUGGCUUUUAACGAUGCACAUGCGCUAUUAACACUCAAACGAUGCCAGUCGGCCUAUUUUUGUUUUAUCUCAUUGCUUCUCAAAGUUCAGCGUAGGCUGCGAUUCUCGUCGCGUACAAGGUCACUGAAAUCCCGUACACUUAUUUUCAUGUGAACGGUUCCCCCUGUAAUGAUAAAUGAAAUAUGUUAUUGGUAACCAUUGGUGUGACCAUGCCCCUGAGCCUGGUCCUAAACGGUCAACUAGACAUGUCUGACUGAACACCGUUCGAGCGCUGUUAUUCACUCUAUAGUCAACUUUAGUCGUCGCUCGAUCUUGACCUUUCAUUGGAUGACACUUUUGCAACAGCGCCAUCAUGUGGCCCGGCUCCUCUGGUGCGCGAUCCUUAAUCCAGAUUUUUUAGUCUGUCGUUUCUUCCACCGCCCCGUGCAAGAACUUCCCACACCUAGGAAGCGGACAUCGCAAUCCUCAAGUAGCUGCUGCUUUUUAUAAGACUGGUAUAGCAUUUUCGCACUCGCAUGGAAUUGCCACUUGUGAUCAGUGGCCUAGCAAGUCCUCACUGUUAAGGGGAGCCCUGUGAGGAGAAAAGUGCCGUUGGUUUUGGGAGAAUUCUGCGUUAAUCUUGGUUUAUCCAUUGUUUAUACUUGUCACCGAAUAGAGGAAAAACAAAACAGAAUCGAAACUGGGGCUUUAAAGUCAUCGAUAUUUAUUAAUAUGAAAGGGAUUUUAGGGAUGCAGUAAAAACGUUUUGUCUUAAAAUGGACCACUCUUCUUUUUUUUCUUCUUCUUCUCUUUCUUUUUUGAAGAUUACGAUGGCUUAUUCGAGGGUGUCUUCGGCACGAUAUUGGAUCAGUGGUCCAGUGAAGGAAGUUCGAGCGAAGUUGCAUAACUCAUCAAAUUGUGACCAGUGAACAUGGUCGUAUAUCCCGGGGGAUGGGGGUAUUAUAUUGCAGUGUUGUAGUACUCGGUACUCGUACUCGAGUACUA